UAAUAAGACACACAUUGUGUUUAUGUUAGUGCAUUCCAGAUAUACAUUUAUUUUAUCAACCAUUCAUUCACACUAUAUGAACAUGUGAAAACGAUUACAAUUCGCAACUGAUGACAUCACUUCACACUUGUUCUUCAAACUAAUCCAAUCAUCAACAACAAUGCUAUAGCUCUACUUAAAUCAACACAUCACUCUCUCCUUGUUCUUCCAUCUUCCAUUUGCUUCAUGAAAAUGGACAAGGAAGUUCAACUUUCUUCAGUUGUUGAUGCUGAUCAUGAAAUGGUUGAAAUCUCACACCAAUCAGAAAGACGCAAGGGUGGUCUUAUCACCAUGCCUUUCAUCAUUGCAAAUGAAGCACUUGCGAGAAUGGCUAGUUUGGGAUUAUUACCUAACAUGAUAACCUAUUUGAUGGGAAGUUACAGACUUCAUCUUGGAAAAGCUACUCAGAUUCUUCUCUUAUCUUCUGCAGCCAGUAAUUUCACACCUGUUGUUGGUGCUUUUAUCGCAGAUUCUUAUUUAGGUCGAUUCCUCGGCGUUGGAUUAGGUUCUGCUGUCAGUUUUCUGGGAAUGACACUGUUGUGGUUAACAGCCAUGUUCCCUCAAGCCAGGCCUCCUUCAUGUAACCAUCAAAAUGGAGGGUGUAAAUCAGCUACAAAAGGUCAAAUGGCAGUGUUACUCUCCGCGUUCGGUCUAAUGUCGAUUGGAAAUGGUGGUCUUUCGUGUUCUUUAGCAUUUGGUGCUGACCAAGUGAAUAGAAAAGAUAAUCCAAAUAACCAUAGAGUUUUGGAAAUUUUCUUCAGUUGGUAUUAUGCUUUCACAACUAUUGCUGUCAUAAUUGCUCUCACUAUAAUUGUAUAUAUUCAAGAUCAUCUUGGAUGGAAGAUCGGUUUCGGUGUUCCAGCAGCACUCAUGCUUUUAUCUACUAUCUUAUUCUUUCUCGCUUCUCCUCUUUAUGUUAAGAUUACAAAAAGAACCACUUUGUUCACUGGUUUUGCUCAAGUAACUGUUGCUGCUAUUAAGAACAGAAAAUUUCAGUUACCUUCUCAGAACUCAGCUGAAUUCUACCAUCACAACAAGGACUCAGAUCUUGUUGUUCCUACUGAUAGACUAAGGUUUAUGAAUAAAGCAUGUGUUAUUAGGGAUCGUGAGCAAGAUAUAGAUUCAGAUGGUUCAGCGAAAAACCCUUGGAGAUUAUGCACAGUAGAUCAAGUAGAAGAACUAAAAGCCAUUGUUAGAGUUAUUCCACUGUGGUCAACAGGGAUCAUGAUGUCCCUUAACAUUGGAGGAUCAUUUGGAUUACUUCAAGCUAAAUCCUUAGACAGACAUAUCACCUCACACUUUGAAGUUCCAGCAGGAUCUUUUAGUGUCAUCAUGGUAGGUGCAAUAUUUAUAUGGAUUGUUCUCUACGACCGCGUUCUUAUUCCUCUAGCAUCAAAGAUAAAAGGGAAACCGGUUAGGAUAAGUCCAAAGAGAAGAAUGGGAAUUGGGUUGUUAUUAUCUUUUCUCCACUUGGUAACUGCAGCGACUUUUGAGAGUAUAAGGAGAAAGAAAGCGAUCAAAGAAGGAUACUUGAAUGAUCCUCAUGGAGUGUUGAAAAUGUCUGCAAUGUGGCUUGCACCUCAACUUUGUUUAGGUGGUAUAGCUGAAGCAUUCAAUGGUAUAGGCCAAAAUGAAUUCUAUUACACAGAAUUUCCAAGAAGUAUGUCUAGUGUUGCCGCUUCUCUCGGUGGAUUAGGAAUGGCUGCAGGAAACUUGGUAUCUUCUUUUGUAUUCAGCACUAUAGGAAACGUUACUUCCAGAGGAGGAAAACAAGGGUGGAUUACUGAUAAUAUUAACCAGGGUCGUUUCGACAAGUACUAUUGGGUUAUAGCUGGAGUUAGUGCUCUUAAUUUAGUGUAUUAUUUAGUAUGCAGUUGGGCUUAUGGGCCUACUGUUGAUCAAGUAUCUAAGGCAACUCCUGAAGAAAAUGGCUCCAAGGAGGAAGAUUUAACCGAAUUCGAGAAUAUGAAUCCACUAUUUGAUGACAAGGGAAGUGAUGAAACUAGUUCAAAGGAAAAAGAGUUAACUGAAUUCAAGAAUUUGGAUCAGGUUGAGAAAGUACUGAAGAGUAGUGAAGAAAGUGGCUAAAAGAAGGAAGUGUUAACAAAGGAUUAAUUAAUGGGGUUGAUUAUAGAGCAAACGUGCUUCAUUAGUAGAUAAUGAUUAUGAUUCAUACUCAAAUGGGAUAGGCAUAUUCCUUUUUCCUGUUUGUUUUGAUAAGUAUUAAUAGGAAUAUAUGAUUAGGCUAUAUAAUAUAAAUUUACUAUUUGAUCAUGUAUACUCAACUUGUGCUUGAAGAUAUAUAGUUUAAACAUAUAAUAGGUGAAAUGCAAGGCACCAAAGUAUGCUUUGUCUCUAUAUCUUAUAAAUGCAAUAGUUUUCUAUACAA
This is a messenger RNA of Lathyrus oleraceus (garden pea), 2428 nucleotides long. Its product is annotated as protein NRT1/ PTR FAMILY 1.2. NCBI's taxonomy places the organism in Eukaryota, Viridiplantae, Streptophyta, Magnoliopsida, Fabales, Fabaceae. Bases 226 to 2127 code for a protein of 633 amino acids. The record is from RefSeq and is a predicted model, not a curated record. Gene Ontology annotation, molecular function: transmembrane transporter activity. The transcript is spliced from 4 exons. Gene Ontology annotation, cellular component: membrane. Gene Ontology annotation, biological process: transmembrane transport.